Molecule: messenger RNA, 1140 nt
Organism: Mesocestoides corti
Lineage: Eukaryota; Metazoa; Platyhelminthes; Cestoda; Cyclophyllidea; Mesocestoididae
Source: the annotation of a GenBank genome assembly
AUGGACGAUGCGGAGCUGGUAGUUCCGUGGGAGAAACAGCAGCAGCGCCUGCUCAACCCCAAUGACUCUCGUGGCACGUCGCCAGUUCGCAAGAGCUUUUCGUACGCCGGUGUCACAAGCACGGAUGGGGCUAGGAGCGUGGCCGCUGGUCUAGCGGUGGUCUCGGCCGACGCCUCGCUCCUCAUCAACGAGGCGAUGCCACCGAAUGAGUUGACCUCGGUGUCGAGGCAUCCGUCGGCGUCACACAAGACCUGUUCACGCAAGAGCCCGUCCGUGUCCGAUCCGACAGCCGCCAUCUUCCAAGCUGGUGCCAAGAUGAAGUUUAUGCCGUUUUUCGUGAAACAACUAGGUCCUCAGGUCCUGGCUUCUGGCAGUGCUGGUGGAAGUGACUCGAGUUUGGAGGUAACCUGCAGCUACAUAAGCCAAGAAGAAGCCAAACAGAUCGAUGAGGAGCUCUUCACGGAGUACGCUUUCUCGGUGGACCAGUUGAUGGAGUUGGCGGGCUACAGCUGUGCUGUCGCCAUUCAAUCGGCCUACCCACGAGCUGCCAUGAAGUCCUCAGAUGGCGGCGUGUUGAUUUGCUGUGGCCCCGGCAACAACGGCGGCGACGGCCUGGUUUGUGCUCGACAUCUCAAACUAUUUGGCUACAAACCGACCAUCUACUACCCGCGGUCGCCGACUAAACAGCUGUACAAGAAUUUGGUUACGCAAUGCGAGAAGAUGGGAAUAGCCUUCCUCUCGUACAUCCCUUCAGACGUGAAGAUUCUUGAGUCGUCCUACGACCUCAUCGUGGACGCCCUCUUUGGUUUCGGCUUCCGACCCCCUCUGAAGCCGGAUUUCGCCGAGGUGGUCCAGUGCAUCGCUGAUCUGCAAGUUCCCCUGGCUUGCAUCGACGUGCCUUCAGGUUGGGAGGUUGGAGAAAAGACGGAGACAAAGGACAUUCUGCAACCAGACUGUCUGAUUUCACUCACCGCUCCUAAACUUUGUGCUCGACGAUUCAACGGUCGCUUUCACUUCCUCGGUGGUCGAUUCGUUCCACCAAUUUUGGCCGACAAGUACAACCUGUGCCUGCCUCAGUACCCAGACGCGUCUCCUGUUGUGCUGCUCAGUGGUCCCCCACCACCGACUCCCAGCAAGUAG